AUGAAUACAACAGCAUUCGCGAAUUCCUCACUUGACAACAAUGUCGAAGAUUAUCGUAUUGUUGCUCUCAUAUCGCUCAUAUUUGUAAUCAUUGCUGUAACGAUCAGUACCUUCAUCUUGAUCUUAGUAUGGAUAACCAAACCUCGUCUGCAUACAAUCAACCAUCUACUCAUGUGUAACACUGCUUUCGCAACUAUCUUCUAUUGUGUAACAAUGAAAAUCAAUUUUGCUUAUGUUCUGUUUGGUCAGUGGAAUAUCAGUGAUGUCAGUUGUCGAUUUCGUGCAUAUUUUGCCUAUAGUGGUGUUGCUGCAGUCAUAUACUCCUACCUUAUUCAAGCGAUUUCGAGAUUUUUCUUUUCUGUGUUGUCCGCAAAAUAUCGUCGACUGACAUCGUUCAAGACACACUAUAUUCUGAUUGUUUGUCAAUGGAUUGUGGUAUUUUUACUAACGUCACCUUCAGUUUUGACAAAUGAUAUUCAUUUUGUUCCGAAUGUUUUCUGUUGGGUACCACUAGAACAUAUGAUUCACAUAGCAUAUACAGUUCGAAAAACGAGAGUGAAUGCAACUGCUACAUCACAAAACAGUCAAAAACGUGAUCUGGACUUACUUCGUCGCGUCGUUAUACUUCUUGGAAUUUAUUUAACAGGCGGAAUCCCAACGCUAUUAUUUAUGUUGACAUCUGUUCGAUUGAUUUACAUGAUAAAUUUAGUUAGUCCAUCAGUAUGCGUAUGUAUUGAGAAAUUAUGUACGAUUUUACUCGAUCGAGAGAUAUAUCAAGUAAUUAGAGCCAAGAUCGCUCAAGCAGCACCUGUAACACCUUUUGGGACGGGCGUGAUUUUAAUAGGCAGUGAACCAAGACAAAGAAAUGUGCGGCAUGAUAUUUGA
Messenger RNA from Adineta ricciae, 885 nucleotides. Lineage: Eukaryota; Metazoa; Rotifera; Eurotatoria; Adinetida; Adinetidae. The record is from the annotation of a GenBank genome assembly.